This is a messenger RNA of Pantherophis guttatus, 2750 nucleotides long. RefSeq names its product cryptochrome circadian regulator 1 (gene CRY1). NCBI's taxonomy places the organism in Eukaryota, Metazoa, Chordata, Lepidosauria, Squamata, Colubridae. Gene Ontology annotation, cellular component: nucleus; cytoplasm. The record is from RefSeq and is a predicted model, not a curated record. Gene Ontology annotation, biological process: negative regulation of DNA-templated transcription; circadian regulation of gene expression; entrainment of circadian clock by photoperiod. Gene Ontology annotation, molecular function: FAD binding; DNA binding.
AUUCAACAGAGCUGCGUAGAGUCACAGGGCGAGCGGCGAGGACAGGGCGUUCGGCUGGUGAGGCGAGGCAGCGCUUUGGUGGUGGGGAGAAAAAAAAGCGAGAAGGAAGAAGCAGCAGCAGCAGCCGCCUCGCGACCGAGCCGCUCCAUCUCUCUCUCUCUCUUUCUUUGCCGCCGCGUUUACGGAACGCUGUGGGGCUCCUUCCCCAGCUGUGAGUGGGCGUGCGAGGCUGAGGAAAAAGGGGGUGAUGCGUGUCCCGCUGGCGGCCAUCUCCACCGAAGCCGCAGCCUCCACGGCCGCAGCCGCUGCCUCCACGGGAGCUUAAGAGAGACGCGCUCGAGCGGAAUCUUCCGCCCUCGCCUCCUUGACCGGAGAGCCUUUAAAGUAACGGGAUCUGUCCCGACAUGAGCCGCGAAGCCGACUUCGCUCGUUCCUGAACCACCCGGCGACGCUCUUCCACCUGACGAGGCGACCCCCCACCGCUCGCUCGCUUGCCCGCCCGCCACCCAUCCAUCCAGCCACCCACCCCGGCGAAUCCGUCCGACUGUCGGAGAUGGGGGUGAACUCGGUGCACUGGUUCCGCAAGGGGCUUCGACUCCACGACAACCCAGCGCUGAGGGAAGUCAUCGAGGGGGCCGACACGGUGCGCUGCGUCUACAUCCUGGACCCCUGGUUCGCGGGAUCCUCCAACGUCGGAAUCAACCGGUGGAGAUUUCUCCUUCAAUGUCUUGAGGACUUAGAUGCCAACUUACGAAAACUAAACUCUCGUUUAUUUGUGAUUAGAGGACAGCCGGCAGAUGUAUUUCCCAGGCUUUUCAAGGAAUGGAAUAUUUCAAAACUUUCUAUUGAAUAUGACUCUGAACCAUUUGGAAAGGAGAGAGAUGCAGCAAUUAAGAAAUUGGCCACUGAAGCAGGAUUGGAAGUCAUUGUACGGAUAUCGCAUACCUUAUAUGACUUAGACAAAAUUAUAGAAUUAAAUGGAGGCCAGCCACCUCUUACUUAUAAGAGAUUCCAAACUCUAAUAAGUAGAAUGGAACCAUUGGAGAUGCCUGUGGAAACUAUCACUGCAGAAGCCAUGUCAAAAUGUGCCACCCCAGUUUCUGACGAUCAUGAUGAGAAAUACGGAGUUCCAUCACUUGAAGAACUAGGUUUUGAUACAGAUGGAUUACCUUCCGCCGUUUGGCCAGGAGGAGAAACAGAAGCACUCACGAGAUUGGAAAGACAUUUGGAAAGAAAGGCUUGGGUUGCAAACUUUGAACGACCUCGAAUGAAUGCAAAUUCCCUUCUUGCAAGUCCAACAGGACUUAGUCCUUAUCUGCGUUUUGGCUGUUUAUCUUGCCGUCUAUUUUACUUCAAAUUAACAGAUUUGUACAAAAAGGUGAAGAAAAACAGCUCUCCUCCUCUUUCCCUCUAUGGCCAGUUGUUGUGGCGUGAAUUCUUUUACACAGCAGCAACUAAUAAUCCACGAUUUGAUAAAAUGGAAGGCAACCCCAUAUGUGUGCAGAUUCCUUGGGACAAAAAUCCGGAGGCUUUGGCCAAGUGGGCAGAGGGUCGGACAGGGUUCCCUUGGAUUGAUGCUAUUAUGACCCAGCUGCGUCAGGAAGGCUGGAUUCAUCAUCUUGCCAGACAUGCUGUGGCAUGCUUCUUAACACGGGGUGAUCUGUGGAUUAGCUGGGAGGAAGGAAUGAAGGUAUUUGAAGAAUUGCUUCUUGACGCAGACUGGAGUGUGAAUGCAGGCAGUUGGAUGUGGCUGUCUUGUAGCUCAUUUUUCCAGCAAUUUUUCCACUGUUACUGUCCUGUGGGUUUUGGCAGGAGAACUGAUCCUAAUGGGGACUACAUCAGACGUUAUCUACCUAUACUCAGAGGUUUUCCUGCAAAGUAUAUAUAUGAUCCUUGGAAUGCCCCUGAGGGAGUCCAGAAAGCUGCAAAAUGUAUAAUAGGAGUAAAUUACCCCAAGCCGAUGGUAAAUCAUGCUGAGGCGAGUCGACUGAAUAUUGAAAGGAUGAAACAAAUCUACCAACAAUUAUCCCGAUACAGAGGAUUGGGUCUCCUUGCUUCAGUGCCUUCUAAUGGAAAUGGAAACGGAAAUGGAAAUGGAAAUGGUGGCCUAAUGGGAUAUUCUUCAAGCGAAAAUCUCCCUGGUUGUGUUGGUACAAGUGGCACUCAAAUGGGAACCAGUGAAGGACAUACAGGGAAUGUUCAAUCAUGUACCCAUGGAGAGACUCAUAAAGGAACAAGUGGAAUUCACCAGCAAGGUUACGCUCAAGGAAACAGCGGAAUUUUACAUUAUGCUCAUGGGGACAGUAAAAAAACACACUUAGUGCAACAAGGAAGAACAUCAUUUAACAUUGGAGUGUGCACUGGGAAGCGGCCAAAUCCAGAAGAAGGAAUUCAAAGUAUUGGUCCAAAAGUCCAGCGACAGAGCAGUAAUUAAUGGGUAAAACUGAAUAGUGAAGAAAAUGAUUGAUAAACUACAUUCUAGUCUCACAAAGAGGAAACUAAGCGUGCCUGCUGCAUAUUUCGGGAGCAUAACUUUCUUGGAAGAAGUGGACCAAACACCAUUGCAUCUAAAAUCCUAUUUGGCGGUGGCCAAGAACUCCCUGUCAUUAAUUUCAUACUUUGAGCAGUCAUAAUAUUAUCCUGAGUGUAUUGUCAUUUAAUUACACUUAGUUUCUAUUUUUCCAUUAAAUUGUGAAUUAAUGUGGUUUUAUUUCUUUGAAUUUGCUGAGAGAUAAAAUAUUCACUUGAAA